This is a messenger RNA of Cercocebus atys (sooty mangabey), 2149 nucleotides long. RefSeq names its product cell division cycle 25C (gene CDC25C). The transcript has 13 exons. The coding region runs from base 334 to 1728 and encodes 464 amino acids. Gene Ontology annotation, molecular function: protein tyrosine phosphatase activity. Gene Ontology annotation, biological process: protein dephosphorylation; positive regulation of G2/M transition of mitotic cell cycle; positive regulation of G2/MI transition of meiotic cell cycle. NCBI's taxonomy places the organism in Eukaryota, Metazoa, Chordata, Mammalia, Primates, Cercopithecidae. The record is from RefSeq and is a predicted model, not a curated record. Gene Ontology annotation, cellular component: cytoplasm; nucleus.
GAGAUUGGCUGACGCAGCUUAGAGGCGAGCGGGGAUAGGUUACUGGGCGGGCGGAAGGUUUGAAUGGUCAACGCUUGCGGCUGUUGAUAUUCUUGCUCGCAGGCCAUAACUUUGGCCUGCGCGGGGAAGACGCUGAGUCCGACGUUGGCCUACCCAGUCGGGAGGCAGAGUUGCAGUCUGGUUAACUGCCUCCUUUCCCCCAGAUUUUCUUUCAUUCUGCUCGAGUCUUCGCCUGUGUCCGAUCCCUAUCCACUUUCCCUCCUCUUGUAGGCAAGCCUCAGACUCCAGGCUUGAGCUAGGUUUUGUUUUUCUCCUGGUGAGAAUUCGAAGACCAUGUCUACGGAACUCUUCUCAUCCACAAGAGAGGAAGGAAGCUCUGGCUCAGGACCCAGUUUUAGGUCUAAUCAAAGGAAAAUGUUAAACCUGCUCCUGGAGAGAGACACUUCCUUUACUGUCUGUCCAGAUGUCCCUAGCACUCCAGUGGGCAAAUUUAUUGGUGAUUCUACAAACCUAAGCGUUUUGUCUGGGUCACCUGGAUUCUUCAGGACUUCAGGAAGUGCAUUUAGCUGGGAUGCACAGCUUCUCUGUAGCACUCCGAAUGGUUUGGACCGUGGCCAUAGAAAGAGAGAUGCAAUGUGUAGCUUAUCUGCAAAUAAAGAAAAUGAAAACGGCACUUUGAAGCCCUUGGAGUGUCAGGCACCCAGGAACCUGAGGUUUCAAAAGAGACCAGGGGAACCUUAUGUGUCUCCUCUUUCUCUGCUGGACAACGGAAACUUGGUGGACAGUGAAAUGAAAUAUCUGGGCAGUCCUAUUACUGCUCCAAAGUUGGAUACAAAUCCAAACCUAGGAGAAGACCAGGCAGAAGAGAUUUCAAAUGAAUUAAUGGAGUUUUCCCUGGAAGAUCAAGAAGCAAAGGCAUCAGUGAACAGAAGCUGCCUAUAUCGCUCCCCCUCGAUGCCAGAGAACUUGAAUAGGCCAAGACUGAAGCAGGUGGAAAAAUUCAAGGACAACACGAUACCAGACAAAGUUAAAAAAAAGUAUUUUUCUGGCCAAGGAAAACUCAGGAAGGGCUUACAUUUAAAGAAGACAGUCUCUCUAUGUGACAUUAAUAUCACUCAGAUGCUGGAGGAAGAUUCUAACCAGGGGCACCUGAUUGGUGAUUUUUCCAAGGUAUGUGCACUGCCAACCGUGUCAGGGAAACACCAAGAUCUGAAGUAUGUCAACCCAGAAACGGUGGCUGCCUUACUGUCGGGGAAGUUCCAGGGUCUGAUUGAGAAGUUUUAUGUCAUUGAUUGUCGCUAUCCAUAUGAGUACCUGGGAGGACACAUCCAGGGAGCCUUAAACUUGUAUAGUCAGGAAGAACUGUUUAGCUUCUUUCUAAAGAAGCCCAUUGUCCCUUUGGACACCCAGAAGAGAAUAAUCAUCGUGUUCCACUGUGAAUUCUCCUCAGAGAGGGGCCCCCGAAUGUGCCGCUCUCUGCGUGAAGAGGACAGGUCUCUGAACCAGUAUCCUGCAUUGUACUACCCAGAGCUAUAUAUCCUUAAAGGCGGCUACAGAGACUUCUUUCCAGAAUAUUUGGAGCUGUGUGAACCACAGAGCUACUGCCCUAUGCAUCAUCAGGACCACAAGGCUGAGUUGCUGAGGUGUCGAAGCCAGAGCAAAGUGCAGGAAGGGGAGCGGCAGCUGCGGGAGCAGAUUGCCCUUCUGGUGAAGGAUGUGAGCCCGUGACAACAUUCCAACCACUGGCUGCUAAGGAGUCACCAAAAGACACUGCAGAAACCCUGAGCAGAAAGAGGCCUUCUGGAUGGCCAAACCCAAGAUUAUUAAAAGAUGUCUCUGCAAACCACCAGGCUGCCAACUUGUAUACAGGCCUGGGAAUGGCUUCGGUUUCAGCAGAGCUGAAAGCUGGUGGCAGAGUCCUGGAGUGGCUCUAUAAGGCAGACUUGAGUUGCAGAGAGAUUUUUGUUGGUUCAGGGAACUCUGGCAUUCCUCUUCCCAACUCCUCGUGUCUUCUCAUAGGCCAGCCAACUCUUUCUCUCUGGGCUUCUGGCUAUGCAAGAGAGUUGUCUACCCUCUUUCUUUGUAUUUUCCUUCUUUGUUUCCCCCUCUAUUUUAAAACUGGAAAAAUAAAUGAGAGGUGUGAUUGUGA